Messenger RNA from Homarus americanus (American lobster), 4423 nucleotides. Its product is annotated as protein Wnt-16-like. Gene Ontology annotation, cellular component: extracellular region. The record is from RefSeq and is a predicted model, not a curated record. The transcript is spliced from 7 exons. Bases 1 to 1245 code for a protein of 414 amino acids. Gene Ontology annotation, molecular function: cytokine activity; frizzled binding. Gene Ontology annotation, biological process: neuron differentiation; canonical Wnt signaling pathway; multicellular organism development. NCBI's taxonomy places the organism in Eukaryota, Metazoa, Arthropoda, Malacostraca, Decapoda, Nephropidae.
AUGAGUCGUCAGGAGUCUCCGGGGUUGUCAGGAGUCGUCAAGAGGUCGUCAGGGGUCGUCGGGUGUCGCCAAGAGGUCGUCGUGGGUCGUCAGAAGUCACCAAGAGGUCGUCAGGAGUCGUCAGUUGUCGGUGUUGUAUCUCAGGUGUUGGUAAUUAAUGUGUCUCUCUCCUUCAGGUACCUGGGGGUGGUGGGGGUGACGCCUCUCCUGCCGCAGGGGGACCAGGAGGUGCAGAACGUGAGCACCUCGUCUGCCAUGAGUAUCUGCCAGCAUCUUCCUGGGUUGGUGCAGCAGCAGGUGGCCGUCUGCCAGAGUCACCCAGACACCAUCAGGAGUGUGAGUGACGGUGCCAGGCUGGGCAUCAAUGAGUGUCAGUAUCAGUUCCGUAACGAGCGAUGGAACUGUACUACCAAGAGUGGCCCUGGGAGUGACCUGGACGUCCCCUUCGGUGACACCAUCAAGAGAGGGAGCAAAGAGACGGCCUUCAUCUACGCCGUGACGUCAGCAGGGGUAGUGCACGCGGUGACUCAGGCUUGUUCCUCUGGCAACCUCACUGACUGUUCCUGUGACAUGAGCAAGCAAGGACUGUCUACACCUGAGGGAUGGAAGUGGGGGGGUUGUAGUGAUAACUUGAGGUUCGGGGUGCAGUUCGCUCGGCAGUUCGUGGACGCCCCCGAGAAGGAGAGACACAAGAAAUUCAAGAGAAGACGAAACCUGAUGAACCUCCAUAACAACGAGGCCGGACGAGAGGCUGUAGCGAGGCUAAUGAAGAUGCAGUGUCGUUGUCAUGGAGUGUCGGGCUCCUGUGAACUCAAGACCUGCUGGCGAUCCAUCCCGACCUUCCCUGUCGUAGGAGACUAUCUCAAGAACAAGUACAGAACUGCUCUCAGGUACAAGCGCAAGAAGAGAAGCAGUUCCCGUCGGCGUGAUUCCUCCCGCAGGCGGCGAAGGCGUCGUGGCCGCCGCAAGCGUCGAUUCCUUGCGGGAAAGGAUGAGCUUGUCCACAUCCACAAGUCCCCAAACUACUGCAUCCAGAACCUCAACAAAGGCAUACUGGGAACCCAAGGCCGCUUCUGCAACAAGACAUCGCUAGGAGCUGACUCCUGCGAUCUCCUGUGCUGUGGCAGGGGCUACAAUACCCAGGUGGUGAAGUAUGUGGAGCGUUGCCACUGCAAGUUCGUCUGGUGUUGCCAUGUCAAGUGCAAGACCUGUGUCACCAAUGUUGAUGUUCACACCUGCAAGUAGUGUGUGGCUGUGUGUACGUUGAGAGGGUGAUGUCGCGUUCUUUAUGCUCGUUGGCCUCUCUGAAGACACCAAGAGGAAGGAGACGUACUAAAACUUGGCUCAAAAUCUUCGGUAGUCAGGAGAAGAAGUUACCCCACACCAAGGAGAAGUUUCCCCACACGAAGGAGAAGUUCCCGUCCCCCCCUCCCCUCCCCACACAGAAGAAAUUCCCCCACACGCAGGAGAAAAUCGUCGACUGUUGUGUGUAUAUGUGUGUGUGUGGCUGGUGGCACUACUGGCCUGAAAAAUACAAAUAUAGAAUUAAAAAAAAAUCUAAAAUCAAUCAUAGAAAACCCCUAAAAGUGUUCGUCUGAUAAUAUAUGGAAAAAAACACACACACACAAAAAAACAGAAAAAUUGGAAAAGAAAAUAUUACGUGAUGAGCCAUAAAGACGUAUUCUUGUUUGGUUAAAUAUAUAUAAACAUUAAAAGAAAGUCGAACUAUAAUUUUAUUUGGGGUGGGUAGCUGUGUUGUGAACCAGCCUAAUACAGUAUGUUGGUGUCUGGACUUCACAGCAAUGUUAGUUUAUCACUUCAAAGUCGUGGUAACAACAUUAAAAUAAAUAUAAAUAAAUAGCUUAGGUUUCCAUAAGUCUGGAAAGUUUAGAGAAAUAACUAAUCCUAUAUAUUUUAGCGGUAGUUCAGCCUGUAGUGGUAUACAUGACUAUAAUAAAUAAACCUUUUCUUUUGGGUUCGUUAAAUAUCACGAUGACUUGUUUACCUAACUUGUUUACCUGACUGUUUACCUAACUGUUUACCUGACUGUUUACCUAACUGUUUACCUGACUCACAGUAUAAGUGUGUCAUCGUCAUACAGUUUGUCAGGAGUUUGUCUUUCUUUGGCCUUGCGUUUAUAUUGUGUUCAUAACUGCGUUCAUCAAUCUCAUUUGUGAUUAUUGAUUUUCCUCCAUUAGUUGAUGAGGUUUGUAUUUGAUAUUCAAGUACGUGUUAACCUGAAGGAAUUAAUGACAUAGAUAACGGUACUUAUCAAACUCUUUUUUUUAAUACAAUGUUCUCUAUUUUGCAAAGACUUUUUUGAGGUAAAACUUUUAUUAUUAUAUAUACAAUACUUUACAAAGUUUUAAGGUAUUAUAUAAUGUCUCAGAUAUACUUUGCAUGUCGCUCGGAGAUACUAUACCACACGACAGUCAUGUGUACACGGUGUUUUACGAAGUGCUUACAGAGGCUUCAUAUUCCAUCAGAUUCUGUACAUGUGUUCAUCCUGUUCACUGUGACAUAGUAGGCUUGGAGAUCAAAAUAAUUGUAAAGAACACAAUACGACCAUCGUCCAUGUUCUUUUGUUCUUUUUGAUGACACAGUAAAGAUGAUGAACAGUUAUGUAUAGAAAAGAACAAUAAAUAUUCACAAAUGUUUAAAAUGUUCAUCAUCAUUAAGGGAGACACUGUAAACACAAAGUAAGAGUUGUCAUAAACAUCGUGUAUAAAUGUUACUGAUAUGUUUACUGAGGGUUUAAAGGGUAGUUUUUAUUUAAACACUCAUGACCAACUAAAACAUGAAUGGUAAAAAGAAUUAGCCAAAUAUUCCUUUGAGGAUAAUGUUGAAUCUCACUUUUUUUUAAUAUUAAAUAAACGUAAAGAAUUGUGUGUCUGUGUGUGCGUGCGUGUGUGUGCGUGCGUGUGUGUGUGUGUGUGAGUGUGUGUGUGUGGUAUCUCUGAUGAAACCGUAGCAUCUCUUUCUCUUGUCGUGUCACAUAAAAAAAAAAUCAAAAUAUUUUAUAUGUAACGUGAUGUACGGAUCAAAGUACUAUACUUUCCAUGAGCUGUAUGAAUAACCGAUCAAAGUAUUUCCCCCAUUAUAACCCAUCAAAACUAUUUUAUUCCCCUUGUUACAAAUUAAUUGAUCAAAGCAUUUUUUAAAACAAGCCAUAUUAACAUUACUAAAUCAAAAUGUUUCCGGUCCAACCUUGGGAGAGAAUCAAUCCCCCUUCAAAAUAUUUCUCACGUGAAGUAUAUCUGUAAUAAUGAAUGACAUUUAAAUAAAGAAAAAAAAACAAGAAUAAGGAUUAGGUAAUAAUUGGGAUUCUUACACUUACCUCAUAUUUAUGGUGUCUGUGCAUAGUGACGUUCUUUUAAGCUGUGUUUGUAUAUAGCGAGGGAAAAAAAACGUUUCCUUUCAGCUUUGUCUUCAUGCCAUUCAUAAAUGUGUUAUAAUCAUCACUGGGUCGUGAAUAUUCUAGUUUUUUUUUUUAGUUUAUCUUUGAGUGUAAAGUAAUAGAGAAAUGGUUAAAAUUGUCUUCUCUGUAAUGAUAAGUUGUUUUGGAAAUAUUUUAAUGCCAUGAGUGUUGUGUUAGCGUUCGGUUGCUUCCUCUGAUCUAGCUGAACUUGGCGGCUGAAGUAUUUAAACUACCGAUCGUUAAGUCUUUGUGUUCCGACAGCCUGGUUACUACAAGCACCGUUCACUGACGUAUUUCCUACACUAAAAAACAACUUAAAAAAAUAAAUAACGAAAACGAUAAAUUCCUUCUGUUAUAAAAAAAAAAAUUACAUCUCAUCGUAAACUAGAAUAUUCAAUCCUGGGAAAAAAAUGCAAAUAAGCUAUUGUACAUUAAGAAACAAUAUCAUUUGUAACUGUAGAGAUUAUUAUUAUUUCUUAGUCUAAUUGGUUUUAUAUUGUAUGGUAUUAUGGGGCCUAUACAGUACUGAGCUCGAGAUGGCUCAAGAAAUAAUACCGAUAAAUGUUUAGUUAGUCUAUUGGAAGAUGAACUGGGAAGAGAAGAGUUGACAGAGGUUAAGUUACCGACGCUCAUGUGUUCUGGUGGAGUCACAUCAUGUCCUUAUUUUAUCCCAGGAUGUAUAGAGUUUAUUAAAGGGGUCAGGUCAGAGCGGUUCAUUGUUGAUAUGCUAGUGUUUUGGUUGGUGUCUGUCUGUCUGUCUGUCUGUGUGUGCCUGUGUCUGUCUGUCUGUGUGUGUGUGUGUGUGUGUGUGUGUGUGUGUGUGUGUGUGUGUGUGUCUAAUUGGUUAAAAUAAAUUAGUAUUUUGCCAUCUAUGAAUCUCUGUAUUUAGUUAGGUCGGGAAUUUCAGGUGUGUCUGGGGGAAAGAAAUGUGUUAUCUUACCUACACCUGGAUUUUAUUUACCAGUACACACACACACACACACAUUGUAAACAUCUUCCUUACAC